AUGCACUUGUAUUGCGAGGAUAAGCCCAAUCAGAGCUUCCGCGAGGAGCCUCUGGAGCCGCUGUUCCCGGAGUUUGCCGACCUGCCAUCUGUCGUCCUGUGGACGAACUUCUACAAGGACAUACCCGGAAUGCGCGUGACGGCCCUGGCGUGCGAGUGCGGCUACAUCCGGGUGAGCGUCGUGGACCUGUCACUCCUGCGCGUCACGCACGUCUGGUCCACGACGCACGACAACCCGGUGACUUCCGUGCGCCUGUUCACCCUGGGCACGCGGCUGGAGGCGCCCGAGUUUGUGCGCGCGGCGCUGCGCGACCCGAGCGACCUCGCCACCCCUGCCGACCACCAGCCGCUGCACCUGCUGGUCACCAACGCGCUGAUGCCGUCGGCGGUGUACAGCGAGCUGCCGCUGGCGCCCGCCGACAGCGACGCCAGCGACGUGGUCACCUGCUCCUGCGUCUGCGACAUCAACAUGGACAGCCGCAACGAACUGGUGCUGGGCACCUACGGACAGGAGAUCCUGGUGUACAGUCUGCAAGGCAACACGUGGGCGCAGAUCUGGCGCCACAGCUUCUCGCAGCCGCUGCUCGGGGUCACUUAUGUGGACCUGAUCGGGGACGGCAUCAACGAGCUGGUGGUGCUGACCAACCACGGGCUCCAAGUGCUGCAGCACGACACGCGCGAGGCGGCCGCCCUCUGCCGCCAGCGGCUGGAGACGUUGAGCGGUCCUGACCAGCGGCGACUUGGCUGA
Messenger RNA from Pollicipes pollicipes, 747 nucleotides. Its product is annotated as KICSTOR complex protein kaptin-like. The record is from RefSeq and is a predicted model, not a curated record. The coding region runs from base 1 to 747 and encodes 248 amino acids. Gene Ontology annotation, cellular component: actin cytoskeleton; KICSTOR complex; lamellipodium. Gene Ontology annotation, biological process: actin filament organization; cellular response to amino acid starvation; negative regulation of TORC1 signaling. The transcript is spliced from 6 exons. NCBI's taxonomy places the organism in Eukaryota, Metazoa, Arthropoda, Thecostraca, Pollicipedomorpha, Pollicipedidae. Gene Ontology annotation, molecular function: actin filament binding.